Molecule: messenger RNA, 2426 nt
Organism: Pseudopipra pipra
Lineage: Eukaryota; Metazoa; Chordata; Aves; Passeriformes; Pipridae
Gene: CNOT6
Product: CCR4-NOT transcription complex subunit 6
Exons: 12
Coding region: 200-1873 (557 amino acids)
Biological process (GO): nuclear-transcribed mRNA poly(A) tail shortening
Cellular component (GO): nucleus; cytoplasm; CCR4-NOT complex
Molecular function (GO): poly(A)-specific ribonuclease activity; protein binding
Source: RefSeq, a predicted model, not a curated record
GAGGAGGAGGAGGAGGGGGGCCGGCCCGCCCGCAGCCGCCGCCGCCGCCAGCGCCGCCAUGAUGCUUGUUUGCUUUCAAUGAGUGUGAGGAGGAGGCGGGGGGGAGCCGCUCUCCCGUCCGGCCCGCGGCAGGAAACAAAGAGCCAGGCAGGCGGCGGAGCGAGGGCGGCGGGGGGACGGGGAUGCUGCAGCCACAGGAAUGCCCAAGGAAAAGUACGAUCCACCUGAUCCACGGAGGAUGUACACAAUUAUGUCCUCAGAGGAAGCAGCCAAUGGAAAGAAAUCACACUGGGCAGAGUUGGAAAUAAGUGGGAAAGUGAGAAGCUUAAGUUCAUCGUUGUGGACACUGACCCAUUUGACAGCUUUGCAUCUCAGUGACAAUUCCUUAUCCCGUAUUCCUUCAGACAUUGCCAAGCUUCACAAUCUGGUAUAUCUGGACUUGUCCUCUAAUAAAAUUCGCAGUUUACCAGCAGAGCUCGGAAACAUGGUGUCACUCAGGGAACUACAUUUAAAUAACAACCUGUUACGAGUUUUACCUUUUGAGCUGGGAAAACUGUUCCAGUUACAGACUUUGGGUCUGAAAGGAAACCCACUUACACAGGAUAUUCUGAACCUGUAUCAGGAACCAGAUGGGACACGAAGGCUACUGAACUAUUUGCUUGAUAAUUUGGCAGGUACUGCAAAAAGAAUUUCAACAGAACAGCCACCUCCAAGAUCUUGGAUUAUGUUGCAAGAACCAGACCGUACAAGACCAACAGCCUUGUUCUCUGUCAUGUGUUACAACGUCCUCUGUGACAAAUAUGCCACCCGGCAGCUGUAUGGCUAUUGUCCAUCUUGGGCCUUGAACUGGGAAUACAGAAAAAAAGCCAUUAUGCAGGAAAUCCUGAGCUGCAAUGCUGACAUCAUAAGCCUGCAGGAGGUUGAAACGGAACAGUACUACAGCUUUUUCCUGGUAGAGUUGAAAGAACGUGGCUAUAAUGGAUUCUUCAGUCCAAAAUCUAGAGCUAGGACAAUGUCAGAACAGGAAAGAAAACAUGUUGAUGGUUGUGCAAUAUUUUUCAAAACAGAAAAAUUUACUUUGGUUCAAAAACAUACUGUUGAGUUCAAUCAACUAGCAAUGGCAAACUCAGAAGGGUCAGAAGCUAUGCUGAACAGAGUUAUGACAAAAGAUAACAUUGGAGUUGCUGUACUGCUAGAACUGCGAAAGGAAUUGAUAGAAAUGUCAUCUGGAAAACCACAUCUUGGGAUGGAAAAGCAGCUAGUUCUUGUAGCUAAUGCACAUAUGCAUUGGGACCCAGAUUAUUCUGAUGUGAAGCUGGUUCAGACUAUGAUGUUCCUGUCCGAGGUAAAGAACAUUAUUGAUAAAGCUUCUCGUAGUCUCAAACCUGGUGUUUCGGGAGAACUUGGAACCAUUCCACUUGUACUGUGUGCAGAUCUCAAUUCUCUACCAGACUCUGGUGUCGUUGAGUACUUGAGCACUGGCGGAGUGGAAACAAACCACAAAGAUUUUAAGGAACUGAGAUACAAUGAAAGUCUCACUAACUUCAGCUGUAAUGGAAAAAAUGGGACAACAAAUGGAAGAAUUACACAUGGUUUCAAGUUGAAGAGUGCCUAUGAGAAUGGUCUAAUGCCUUACACAAAUUACACAUUUGACUUCAAGGGUAUUAUUGAUUACAUCUUCUACUCUAAACCUCAGCUAAACAUACUUGGCAUUCUUGGACCUUUGGAUCAUCAUUGGUUAAUAGAGAACAAUAUAAGUGGUUGUCCACAUCCACUCAUCCCUUCUGACCACUUCUCACUUUUUGCACAACUGGAGCUUUUGCUGCCUUUCCUGCCUCCUGUAAAUGGAAUCCAUCUCCCUGGCAGGAGGUAGUCAAAUACAUUUUAGAGGGCAACCUCAAUCUAACUUGUACAAUUGUAAAAUCUGAAUAUAGAGGAGUGAGGUAUGGCCAACAGGGAUUUUUUUUUCUUAAUAAUCUUAAUCUUAAAUCUAAUUAUUUGCUAAAGACAUAGUAAAAGCCAGGUGCUAUCAACAGACACAAUUCUGAGCCCAAUAUACUUUGUAUACUGUUCGACAGCGAUUGGUGCAUUUGCACCUUUCUUUAAUACGUUACAAUUAACCUUCCUGUUUCUUUUAUCCAACGUGACAUUUUCAUGCCUUGAAAUAGGGAAUUGUUAUACAGUGUAUUCUCUUUGCACAGUUAUCUGUAGCACUACUUUUUUGAGGCCAGUAGGAACAUCCACAGAACAUUCUCCGUACUUCACUCCCUCCUUUUUCAGACUUGUUUGUAAAAUAUAGAAUUUGAAUUUAGCCUUUAUUGAUUGUAUAUGAACAACAGAAAACCUGAUUUAUGAGAUUUUGUACUUUAAAAAAAAAAAAGAAAAUUCAGAUUUGGAAAAUGAUUGUAUUGUAAACUAAGGCUAAA